AUGGCGUACAAGCCAUCACGCAGCCCUUUCGCGCCCGCGCAACAAGACGGCUAUUAUGGCAACCCUCGCACAGGACUCCGCGGCUACGGACUAUCGAACCAACCCAUCCCCCUAUCGAACAAAGUAAACAGUUAUUUCGAGAAAGACCACACAUUACCCUUGUACAAAGAUAAACCAUUCUUUGCGCCGCGGCGCACAGGUCCUCGAAGGAGAUGGAGGCCAUUCCUGAAUCUGCUGGGUGUAUGUACGGUGUUAUUUGUUUUGUGGUAUACCUUCUAUCUCCCGACAUGGUCAGGGCUACAAUCAAAUGACAAGGGGGUAGAACUGUGGAAGUGGGCUCAGACAUUGGAAGAAGGGAAAUCUUCCGGAGACCUGUCUGACUGGACGGCGAGACGAGAGAAAGUGCGGGACGCCUUCAUCGUCAGUUGGGAAGGGUAUGAGAAGAACGCAUGGGGAUACGAUCAGUAUCGCCCAGUGUCGAACAUCAACCAGGAAGACACAAGCGGUGGCCUAGGCUGGAUGAUCGUUGACUCGCUGGACACAUUGAUGAUCAUGAAUCUGACCUCCAAGGUCCACCGCGCUCGGCAAUGGAUUUCAACCUCGUUGCAAUAUGACCAGGACCGCGAAGUGAACACGUUUGAGACAACUAUCCGCAUGUUGGGUGGGUUAUUGUCUGCACACUAUCUGUCAACCAAGUACCCCGAUUUGGCACCGCUCAACGAUGAUGACGUCGGUGCUGCUGGUGAAGACUUGUACAUCGAGAAAGCGGCUGAUCUCGCGGAGCGGCUUCUUGGUGCCUUCGAGUCUCCAAGCGGUGUUCCGUGGUCGAACGUGAAUCUCAACACGUCGGCUGGGGUUGUGGUACAUUUCGACGAGGGCGCUACGUCCAUUUCUGAGGCUGGCUCGCUGCAGCUUGAAUUCAAAUACUUGGCUAAACUGACCGGCGAGGCGGAGUAUUGGAAAGUGGUGGAGAAAACGAUGCAGCUGGUCGACUUGCAAAAGCCGCAGGAUGGCCUUGUCCGGCCUGCCAUUCACCCUGAUACUGGUAAAUUCAAGGGAGACAGCAUUCGUCUGGGGAACAAGGCCGACUCGUACUAUGAAUAUCUUAUCAAGCAGUACUUGCAGACCUCGGAACAAGAGCCCGUUUACAAAAAGAUGUGGGAUGAGGCAUUGCAAGGCAUCCGCAAGCAUCUGAUCUCGUUCACGAAGAACUCCCAGCUGAUGGUCAUCGGCGAGCGGCCCCAGGGCUUAGACCAAGAACUUUCACCCAGAAUGGACCACCUAGUCUGCUUUAUGCCCGGAACACUCGCGCUCGGCGCCACUGGCGGCCAGCCCUUGUCCCAAGCCCGAAAGUCCGCGGACUGGACUCAACAGCAGGAAGAGGAAAUCCUCAUGGCCAGAGAACUGAUGAAGACUUGCUGGGCAAUGCACCAGGCAACGGCAACCGGCCUCGCAGCCGAGAUCUCCCAUUUCGUCCUCGACUCGCCACCCGUCAUGAUGGCAGAUAAAUAUCCGGACCCAGCUACGAACCCCAGUCACGCCUCCAAGCCCGAGGUCCUGCGCGGCAUCUCUCAACCCAUAGAACCAACAAGCGACUCCUCUGCGCCCUGGCGCAAGGACAUCGACAUCCACCGCAACGACCGCCACAACCUUCAACGGCCCGAAACUAUCGAAUCGCUCUUCUACCUCUACCGCAUCACUGGCGACGACAUCUACCGAGAAUGGGGAUGGACGAUUUUCAAAUCGUUCGUCAAACACACGGCAGUGGUUGAGAAGAAGAGCACAUCCCGCAUUCCGACAUCAACGAGUACAGAGCCUGUCUUCCGCAUCAAGGGCUUUACGUCUCUCGGUAAUGCCGAUGCGGUCCCUCCGUACAAGCGCGAUAACAUGGAGAGCUACUGGAUGGCUGAGACGCUGAAGUAUUUCUACUUAUUGUUCUCGGAUCGCGAUUUCAUCUCCUUGGAGGAUCAUGUUUUCAAUACUGAAGCUCAUCCUUUCCCGCGGUUCAAGCCUACUGGUGAUCUGAAGACUGGGUGGGAGAGAGCACCCAGGCAGUAG
This is a messenger RNA of Penicillium bovifimosum, 2058 nucleotides long. RefSeq names its product glycoside hydrolase family 47 protein. The record is from RefSeq and is a predicted model, not a curated record. The transcript has 3 exons. Gene Ontology annotation, molecular function: calcium ion binding; mannosyl-oligosaccharide 1,2-alpha-mannosidase activity. Gene Ontology annotation, cellular component: endoplasmic reticulum; membrane. Gene Ontology annotation, biological process: carbohydrate metabolic process; N-glycan processing. Lineage: Eukaryota; Fungi; Ascomycota; Eurotiomycetes; Eurotiales; Aspergillaceae. Bases 1 to 2058 code for a protein of 685 amino acids.